AUGGAUCCGACGGCGAGAGAAUGCGAUCCGCCUGGCCACCCGGGCGAUAUCUCACGCCAGGAAGUUGACUUGGGGAUCCUGCCGUCACAUGGCAUUUCCAUAGAUGUGCCUGGAGAGCCAGAAUUAGAACGACCGCACAUAUUACAACAUCUCUCCACACCAGCAUACCAAAGUCCCCUGAGACAUCACCGACGCAAUCCUUCACAGCAUCGUGAGGUCAAGGAAACACUCAAUGCGAGGUCUGCGUAUACGAAUAAUCAAACGGACGGGAGGGCCGAACACCACAUCAAUCAGUAUAUCAUCAAGGAUGAAAUUGGACGAGGCUCGUUCGGGGCGGUUCAUUUGGCCGUGGAUCAGUAUGGGACCGAAUAUGCAGUGAAAGAAUUCUCAAAAUCUCGAUUGCGGAAAAGAGCACAGUCCAAUAUCCUUCGACGGCCACAUGGGAUGAGGCGACCAGGACAUUUGGCUGCGGGUUCUGGUUUGAAUGCCCCUCUUCAUCGACAUUCUGCUUCAGACAUCCACAAUGAUCAGGAGCAGGGCAACCCAUUAUACCUUAUCAAGGAGGAGAUUGCCAUCAUGAAGAAACUCAAUCACCCCAAUCUGGUAUCACUCAUCGAGGUUCUGGAUGACCCGGACGAGGACUCACUUUACAUGGUCUUGGAGAUGUGCAAGAAAGGCGUGGUGAUGAAGGUUGGUCUCAAUGAGAAAGCAGACCCAUACGAUUCUGAAAACUGUCGACAUUGGUUCCGAGACCUUAUUUUGGGAAUUGAGUACCUCCACGCUCAAGGUGUUGUUCACCGUGAUAUCAAACCAGACAAUCUCCUCCUGACUGAAGACGACGUUCUCAAGAUCGUGGAUUUCGGUGUGUCUGAGAUGUUUGAGAAAGCUUCAGAUAUGAUGACUGCCAAAUCAGCUGGCUCACCAGCCUUCUUGCCACCCGAGCUGUGCGUGACGAAACAUGGUGACGUAUCUGGCAAGGCUGCAGAUAUCUGGUCGAUGGGUGUGUCACUCUAUUGUUUGAGGUUUGGACGAAUACCAUUUGAGCGAUCUGGGGUAUUGGAGCUUUACGAGUCUAUCAGAAACGAUCAUCCUGAAAUCGACGCUGAGCCAGAAUUCUGUGACUUGAUGCAGAGAAUGCUAGAGAAGGAUCCGAAAAAGAGAAUUACUAUGACAGAGAUUCGGGAUCAUCCGUGGGUUACCAAGAAUGGUACGGACCCUCUGUUAUCUGCAGAAGAAAACACGGCAGAUCUAGUCGAACCGCCGAGUCAAAUCGAAGUGAACCACGCCAUCACAGCCAAGAUGGCAAAUCUACUCGUCAUGAUGAAAGCAGUUCAGAAGUUCAAAACACUACUAGAAACGAAAAGACCAACCGCUCUAUCCGGAGCUCUAGGUAAAGGAAUUGGCGCUAUGCAGAAUCUGAGCAUUGAUGAAACCCCUGACAUGGGUCUUCACAAAUCUAGGAGUGCAACUUUCGAUCACCGAGGACAUGUUGAAACUGCUCUCGCAACCGAAGGGGUCCACUUCAAGACCGCGGCAGCAGAUCCGAGUCCAGAACAACCAGCUGGGGAGAAAUCUACAGGAAGUGAUGGAAACAAUAGUAAGAAAUCCAGUACAGACGACAUGCCAAAGUUCAACCCGCCAGGACUACAUCACGAAGAAUCCGGUGACAAGGGACAUGCUCAAAAUCCUCUGGAGGAGGAGCCUUUAUUUCUCGGAAUAGGUACAGGAGGUCACGACUCCCUCGAUGCACCCCCACAAGAUGUGGUAGCCGAAUCUCCCGCUGCAGCAGAAUUCAACAUCUAUGAUAAAGCCUACCAAGAGGAAGUGGACCGUAUCCGCGCCGCUCAAGGACACUCAGCUACCGUCUACCUAACCCGCCGCGUCGACUCCAAGAAAGAAUACAAAGACGACGAGAACAUGGUUGAAGCUCCUAAAGCUAAUGAAACUAUCGGCGGUGCCACCGCCGGGUUCAAAGACCUGCUCGAUAAGGCGAGAGAAAAGAGGGUCGAGCCUGAGAAUAAAGAGAGGCUUGUGGGAGGUGGAAACCGAUUUUCUGAGAUCGCGUCAAAGGCGAUUGAAAAUACGAGGGUUUUUGGGAGGGGUCUGAGUGAUCGUGGAGGCGGCAUGGUUGAUAGCAUGUUGGCUAAGGCGGUAGAGAAGAGAAAUGUGCAGAAGGAGCAGAAGGAAUUGAGGGAGAGGGAGAGCCAGGGUCAAAGAUGA
Messenger RNA from Cadophora gregata, 2220 nucleotides. RefSeq lists its product as uncharacterized. Gene Ontology annotation, biological process: intracellular signal transduction; protein phosphorylation. The transcript is spliced from 7 exons. The record is from RefSeq and is a predicted model, not a curated record. The coding region runs from base 1 to 2220 and encodes 739 amino acids. Gene Ontology annotation, cellular component: cytoplasm. Lineage: Eukaryota; Fungi; Ascomycota; Leotiomycetes; Helotiales; Ploettnerulaceae. Gene Ontology annotation, molecular function: protein serine/threonine kinase activity; ATP binding.